Messenger RNA from Aphanomyces invadans, 1549 nucleotides. RefSeq lists its product as hypothetical. The coding region runs from base 31 to 1506 and encodes 491 amino acids. The transcript is spliced from 8 exons. Gene Ontology annotation, biological process: proteasome-mediated ubiquitin-dependent protein catabolic process; protein deubiquitination; regulation of proteasomal protein catabolic process. Gene Ontology annotation, molecular function: protein binding; proteasome binding; cysteine-type deubiquitinase activity. The record is from RefSeq and is a predicted model, not a curated record. NCBI's taxonomy places the organism in Eukaryota, Oomycota, Saprolegniomycetes, Saprolegniales, Verrucalvaceae.
GCCUCACAAUCCAACAUACGCGAAAGCAAGAUGAAAGUCGCGCUCAAGUGGGGAAAGCAGACAUUCGACGUGGAUGUGGACGUGCAGAAUGGAACAGUGGACCUCCUCCGUGCACAGAUUUAUGCCGUGACGAAUGUCCCCGUGGAGCGCCAAAAGUUGAUGAGCAAGGCGUGGAAAGGGAUGUUGAAAGACGAUGUCGUGUUGUCGAGCUUGGACCCGACGAAAUUGACCCAGAUCAUGUUGAUGGGGUCAGCCGACGAAGUCAAACCCCCAGAGGUCAAAACCGUCUUCACGGAAGACCUGUCCACGUCCGAGCUCGCGUCGGCUGGCGUGAAUUACCCUGCUGGAUUGACCAACUUGGGCAACACGUGCUACAUGAACGCAACGUUGCAGUGCUUGCGAUACGCGCCGGAUUUCCGCGAGGCACUGAAAGAGUACAAGGGUGGCAUGACAUCGGAUUUGGCGCACAACUUCACGUCGAGCUUGCGCGAUACGUUUUACCAACUCGACGCCAACAUCGACAGCAUUCCACCUAUCCUCUUUGUUGACACGCUGCGUCGUGCAUUCCCUCAAUUUGCUCAACAAGGUCCUCGUGGUGGGUUCAUGCAACAGGACAGUGACGAGUUCCUGUCGUCCCUUUUCGGCACGUUGGGACGGCAGCUGAAGCAACCGACGACUUCGAUCAAGAGCCUCGAAGGAACGGACAACAUGGUCGACGCGCUGUUUGGCUUGGAAAUGGAGGAAACGCUCCAAUGCGCGGAGACGGACCACGAGCCCGUGAUCUCAAAGAAGGAAAAGGCAUUGAAGCUCGUGUGCAAUAUCACGAAGGACACAAACCACAUCUCGGAGGGCAUCAAGAUCGGUUUGGAAGGUACGAUCGAGAAGAACUCGGACGUGCUCGGCCGCAACGCGACAUGGAAAAAGUCGCAGAAAAUCAACCGAUUGCCCAAGUACUUGUGCGUGCAAUUCAUGCGGUUCUACUGGAAGUUGACGCCCGAGAGCCGCGACCACACAGGGGUCAAAUGCAAGAUGCUGCGUCCCAUUAGCUUCCCCAUGGUGCUGGACGUGUUUGCAUUCUGCUCGGACGAACUGCAGGCUGUUUUGAAAGUGGGUCGCGACAAGAACGCCGACUUGAUUUUGAACGAAUUCAAGGACAAGAAGGAAGGCGACGAGGCAAAGGCUGCGGCCCCCGACGUCGAGAUGGACGAAGACGCGGCGGCAUUGGCGGCAGCCACGACGAUGUCGCUGACGGGUGGCCGUGCCACGGCCGGCAUUGGUCUGCCGUUGAACUUUCAAGGCAACUACGAGCUGUAUGCUGUCGUGACGCACAAGGGUCGAUCGGCGGACUCGGGCCAUUACAUUGGAUGGGCGCGAGUCCAGGGUGACGACUGGUUGUGUUUUGACGACGACAACGUGAGCCCGUGCAAGUCGGAGGACAUUCAAAAGCUCAAGGGAGGCGGCGACUGGCACAUGGCGUACUUGACAUUCUAUCGCGCCAAGAAUUAGAUUUGCCCGGACGCUUCAUACAUGUGAUGUUGAUGCCUUUGCA